AUUAAGUGAUUUCACUUUAUUCUCCUCCAACAGCUUAGACAUAACCUAUUGAUUUUGGCGACUCAGAGCUUUUGAUGUCUACAUUUGAAGGCUGCAGCAAAACAAAAAAAAAAUCAUAGAGAAAAGCUCUAAAGAGAAGGAUGUUAAAGGCUGCUCGAGAAUCUGCCCAGGAGGAAGCUGCUUCCAACAAUGUAAUUCAGACAGAAGUAUCUGCUCAAGAAUCCACAGAACCUUGGUGGGCUGAUUUGCAAGUUGAAUCGGAUGUAUGGUCUGGAACUGUCCAAUUCAUUCCAAUUCCAGUGGCUCAAGACAAUGAAAUCCAACAUUUUGAUGUUAUCCCACCUGUGAAUAACAUCCCAAAUCUUCCCAUGGUGCAAUUCCCCAUCUCCCAAGUAUCUACUGCACCUAGUACUUACAAGAAAGAGAGGAGGCAGGUUGUGAGGCCAUAUGUCACUUGGGCUACGUGCACACUAAAAUCAAGGUUCAAGAACACUUCAAAUGACCCGUUGCACGUGGACUAAGAAUAAUGUCUUUUUGCUAUUUUUAGUGGGAUUUUUUGGCAUAACUAAACUAGUUUUGAUGGCCAUGUUUUUUUGUUGUUUUUGGUAGGUUUUAUGUACAUGCAUAUUUGGCAAAACUAAAGUACUAGUUUCAAU
Molecule: messenger RNA, 656 nt
Organism: Cuscuta campestris
Lineage: Eukaryota; Viridiplantae; Streptophyta; Magnoliopsida; Solanales; Convolvulaceae
Source: the annotation of a GenBank genome assembly